Molecule: messenger RNA, 1761 nt
Organism: Pochonia chlamydosporia 170
Lineage: Eukaryota; Fungi; Ascomycota; Sordariomycetes; Hypocreales; Clavicipitaceae
Exons: 1
Coding region: 1-1761 (586 amino acids)
Source: RefSeq, a predicted model, not a curated record
AUGGACGCAGGCGGUCUCGCUCAGAUGUCUUCAAGCAAUUUCAAUUCGGCCAACGGCCUGCCCAUGCCCGCUGGUGGCCUGGCUUCUCGUCGAGGCGGCCAAAACAUCAAGCCCCUCUCAUUCGACGCCAUCAAGCAGGGCAAUGCCAAUAAGGAUGGCGGUGUCCCUACGCCUCGCACAAGUCGUUCCCACCUCCUUGCCGGCCUACGGACAGCUCCCAAGUCUGCGACUGCAGCCACGUUUGGUCCCACGUCUCCCGUCUCAAAUGCUACACCUCAGCAAUACGCCAGGCGUAGCAUUGCUGCCAACCUCCACGGUUAUGGCCAGGAGAGUGCCUUCAAUGCCGUCCCCAAGACGGCAUUCCCACAAUAUGGCGCCCAACAGAGCUCAUAUCAGAACAUGAUGGGCAACCAGCAAUACACCGUCGACCAGGUUUUGGCCCCUCCCGAGCUUUCCAUGGAUGAGCAGGCCCAAGAGCAUAUGGAUCCCAACCUGUAUGCUCAGCUCGUCGCCACCAACCUGUACCUUGCCCAGCAGCAGCAGAGACUUCAGCAACAACUUAGAAAUGUCCAGGCCGCAGCCCAGCAAUUCCAGCAGCUCAAUCUGUCUAGCGCCCAGCACGCCCAGCUUGCUCAGCAGCAAAUGGCCCUUUAUGAGCAGCAGCAACAGCUCCGCAACAUGCAGCAGCAGCUGGGAGUUCAAGCCGCCAUCAGUCAGGGUCAGCAGGUUUACUACAACCCAGCCACUGGCCAGUACUAUGUUGAUAAUUCCUCCGCGGUUACAGCUCAGCAAGUCAGCUCUCCUUAUGUCGAGCAGCCCAUGUCGCCCACUUUUAGUAAAGGUCUCCAACAGCAGCUCCAGCAGCAUCAAUUUCAGCAGCAACAACAGCAAUAUCAACAGUCUCAGCAGGGAACCCCACGGGUUCAGGUCUCUCCACCACCCGAGAAUCACCAGACUAGCUUCCGCACCAGCUCACCUCCCAAGCGUUACGAGUCACCGUCGGAAGUCACCCCGCUACCUCCUCCGUCCGCCAACGCCUUCCGUCGUGGCCAUAAGAAGGCCUCGUCUCUUGCGCCCGUCAAUAGCGCUCUGGCUGCACUGAGCACAUCUGGUGAUGCCCCCAAAUCUGCCGGCCCAAAGACGGCUUCUUUCCCUUUGACACCAUUGACGGGAGGCUAUGGUCCAGGUCAAGCUCGCGCUGGCGAGCAUCCUGUUCGGCAGCCACGAGGACCCCCUUCGCUGGACGAGCUCAAGUCGAAGCCUACUGCCAAGCAUGAAGGAAGCAAGAACUUUGCUGCUCGUACCCGUCGGUCCGCUGUGCACAACUUGGUCCGAGCUGGCCUGGAGCGCCGCAAGGGUACGAGUAGUUCCGCAGGUAGCAUGAGCCCCGUGUCUGAAACUGCUGAAGAUUCGUGCUCGCCAAUCACCGACAACGACUCUGAUUCUGGGCGAAGCGGCUCCGGCAGCCUGGCUGGCGAAGAGGAAUGCACCAGCUCUCGCACCUCGGCUAGCGGCAGUUGGGGAGCUAUCGGCUCUGACCGACCUAGCUCUCGCCAGAAGGCCCGCGGAAGCGUGGACAGCAUUGGCAGCAACGAGCCUGUAUUCCUUGGCGAGGCUGAGACUACCAGCUCCUUUGCUAACGUGUUCAAAAAUGGUGCCCUGCGUGCUACCAAGGCACAAGAGGCGACUGACGCCCAGCGCAAAGCCCCUAGACUUGUUCUGACCAGCGUUGAAAAGCGCAAGGCUACCCCUGUCGCAUAA